AUGUCCAGCGGUGGUAAAGAAGCACUUGACAGAAAGGACGACUUGGACUCAGAAUUCAGUUUUGUGGGUGAAGAAAAAACGAUCUGUGAACAGGAUCCACCAAUAACUACAACUCCUGGUAUUAACCCCCGUAUCGAGUGUUGGAGGUUGUUUAUACAUAAUAUUUUUAGAACGGUUGUUGAAUUGAACCAAGACCUCGAUGUUUGGAAAUGGUUCAUGUUUUCUAACUACAAAGGGAAACAGGAAGUUCAAGCUGAGGUACAACCUGAGAAGUUCAUGAUAUAUGGUGGACCACAACAUACCAGGGAUAUAUAUCGUCGAUUGAAGGCUGGUGUUGGUAAACAAAUUCUGAAACUUCAAUUUAUAGUAAUUUCAAAGUUUGGAGGUCAACAGUUUGUGACUAUUUUUUGGACUUGGUCUUCCGCACAUAUCCGUGUUUAUGAUGUGCUAACAAAAGAGCUAGAGCUAUUUUACAAAUUUGCCGCCGCAAAAUUUAGAAGUAAAUGUGAAUGUACUCAUCGGGUACAUGCAACAAUGGCAUAUGUUUCGGAGUGUGUGAAUGACGUAAUUGAUCAAAAAAGGAAAGCCAUCAAGAAAACAGGAAGAAUUGCUGCUUCUGCCAACAAACCAAAAGCAGAACAUGAAAUUUUUUUUUAUUGGAUAGAUGUUGAAAUCCUCCAUUUAUAA
Messenger RNA from Candida tropicalis MYA-3404, 687 nucleotides. RefSeq lists its product as uncharacterized. NCBI's taxonomy places the organism in Eukaryota, Fungi, Ascomycota, Pichiomycetes, Serinales, Debaryomycetaceae. The transcript has a single exon. The coding region runs from base 1 to 687 and encodes 228 amino acids. The record is from RefSeq and is a predicted model, not a curated record.